CGCAGGCCCGGGCGACUCAGCCCGGGCGGCCGAGCCCGAUCGCGCAGCGGCGGCCGAGCGCAGGAGCUGUCCAGAAGCCACAAGCCAUGGCUGUAGGGAACAUCAACGAGCUGCCGGAGAACAUCCUGCUGGAGCUGUUCACACACGUGCCAGCACGCCAGCUGCUGCUGCGCUGCCGCCUGGUCUGCAGCCUCUGGCGAGACCUCAUUGACCUGGUGACCCUCUGGAAGCGUAAGUGCCUGCGCGAGGGCUUCAUCACCGAGGACUGGGACCAGCCCGUGGCUGACUGGAAGAUCUUCUACUUCUUACGUAGCCUCCACAGGAACCUCUUGCACAACCCAUGUGCUGAAGAGGGGUUUGAGUUCUGGAGCCUGGACGUGAACGGAGGCGAUGAGUGGAAGGUGGAAGAUCUCUCUGGAGACCAGAGGAAGGAGUUCCCCAAUGCCCAGGUCAAGAAAUACUUCGUGACUUCUUAUUACACCUGCCUCAAGUCCCAGGUGGUGGACCUCAAGGCCGAAGGGUAUUGGGAGGAGCUGAUGGACACCACACGGCCGGACAUUGAGGUCAAGGACUGGUUUGCAGCCAGGCGGGACUGCGGGUCCAAGUACCAGCUGUGCGUUCAGCUCCUGUCGUCUGCGCACGUGCCUCUGGGGACCUUCCAGCCAGACCCGGCGACGAUUCAGCAGAAGAGCGAUGCCAAGUGGAGGGAGGUCUCCCACACAUUCUCCAACUACCCGCCCGGCGUCCGCUACAUCUGGUUUCAACACGGCGGCGUGGACACUCACUACUGGGCCGGCUGGUACGGCCCCAGGGUCACCAACAGCAGCAUCACCAUCGGGCCCCCACUGCACUGACGCCCCCUGAACCCCCAUCCACCGAACCCUGACUGGUAAACUGCCGUCAGAGAAGAGCCAGGCUUGGGAAGGGGAGGUGGAGACCAGGUGUCCCCAGCUCUGAGUUCGCCCUUGCCCCCAGUCGCCUCUUCUUUGUAGAGCUCCUCACUUUGGGCAGCCCUCAUGUGCUGCCCAAGGUCUUGACCUGAGUGAUGGCAGGGAGGCCUUUGUGGGCCCCUUUAAGAAAUGGACCACUUGAGGUUAGGGCAGUACAGCGUGUUCCCCCGGGCUCCUCUGAGAGUGGGUCUCCAAGCUUGGAUGCCACCUAGAUCUGUGUCUCUACUUUCCCCUCCUGGGACCUUUUUCCCUGUGUUGUUUGGGGGCCCUUGGAGUAGGGACAGGCAAGACAUCUGGCAAGCUACGCCGCCCUGGAUAGUACGGCGCAGGGGUGACCAUGUUACUCGGAGAGAUCUGGGAAGUAGAAGGCGGGCUCUGCCUGCCUGCUCAGCAGCGGCUUUGGUCCACAGGCUCAGGCCCAGUCUGAGACGGGCAGACCCUGGGUGGGGUGGGGUGGGGUUCAGGCUGGGUGUGGACUGUUCUCACUCUCAAUGAAGCCCCACAAGCCAGAUCGAUACCAGGUGGGGAUAAGGCUCCCAGAGGACCCAAGGAAUGCUGCACAGGGUGUCCCAGGGUAGGUGAGGGGCAGGACAAGGCUCUGAUUUCUGAGAGCUGAAUGUAUGAGCUCUCAGAAUGAGAUGAAUGGGGUAGAGGGUGUUCAAGGACCACCUGUCCACAUCCAAGCCCCUCUCUGUGGCUUGGAGGGCAUUCCAAGCCCCACCGUACCCUUGGAACUGCCUUUCCAGGACCUCCCCACCCCACCCUGCUUCUGCCUCUCCCUCCUGCUGGAAGGGCAGCGGUGUUCUCCUGACCUUGUCCUGUUGCAUGUGGCCAAAUAAAAG
Molecule: messenger RNA, 1792 nt
Organism: Propithecus coquereli (Coquerel's sifaka)
Lineage: Eukaryota; Metazoa; Chordata; Mammalia; Primates; Indriidae
Gene: FBXO44
Product: F-box protein 44
Exons: 6
Coding region: 87-854 (255 amino acids)
Biological process (GO): glycoprotein catabolic process; SCF-dependent proteasomal ubiquitin-dependent protein catabolic process
Cellular component (GO): cytoplasm; SCF ubiquitin ligase complex
Molecular function (GO): protein binding; ubiquitin protein ligase activity
Source: RefSeq, a predicted model, not a curated record